CCGGACCGGAAGUGACGCUCAGCCCCGCCCUCUCGGUCGCGGCGGUCGCAGCGUUCGGGGGAGCAGCUGCCGCGCCAGCCCAGCAUGGCGGAGAACGACGUGGACAACGAGCUGCUGGACUACGAGGAUGACGAGGUGGAGAACGCGGCCGGGCCCGACGGCGCCGAGGCGGCGCCCAAGAAGGACGUGAAGGGCUCCUACGUGUCCAUCCACAGCUCGGGCUUCCGGGACUUCCUGCUCAAACCCGAGCUGCUGCGCGCCAUCGUGGACUGCGGCUUCGAGCACCCCUCCGAAGUGCAGCACGAGUGCAUCCCGCAGGCCAUCCUGGGCAUGGACGUGCUGUGCCAGGCCAAGUCGGGCAUGGGCAAAACGGCCGUGUUUGUGCUGGCCACGCUGCAGCAGCUGGAGCCCGUCACGGGGCAGGUGUCGGUGCUGGUGAUGUGCCACACCCAUGAGGGAUCUGAGGAUAUUGAGGAGGGGUCUCAGAGAUUGGGGGGGUCUCGGGG
This is a messenger RNA of Zonotrichia leucophrys gambelii, 506 nucleotides long. Its product is annotated as spliceosome RNA helicase DDX39B-like. Gene Ontology annotation, molecular function: RNA helicase activity; ATP binding; RNA binding. The record is from RefSeq and is a predicted model, not a curated record. NCBI's taxonomy places the organism in Eukaryota, Metazoa, Chordata, Aves, Passeriformes, Passerellidae. Gene Ontology annotation, biological process: mRNA export from nucleus; mRNA splicing, via spliceosome. The annotation marks the transcript as partial. The transcript is spliced from 4 exons.